UUUUGUGAAGCGAAAAACAAGAUAUUUGUUUUAAGUAAAUGAGAACCUGCCAUGAUCAUAAAUUGCUGUGUUUUGUUGCAGAAUUAGUAUUAUUGUAGUAUUUUCCCGCAGAGAUAAUGUUUUUUGGAAGUGUGAUACGCUCAGUGUUAUCCAUUUAGGUUUAACAGUUAAACUUAUGUUGUUUCUAAAUUGAAAAAGCGCUGAGAAAGCACCAUGUACUCACAUAAAGCAGAACAUUGGAAUGCUUCGUCUUCUACAAACUAUGAAGCAUUAGAUACGAUGCAAUCUCACAUUGAUCUUGAUAUACCGAGCUACUACCCCCCUGAAUAUAACGAUCAAUGGCAAACUACUAAUGGCAACCACCCAUCAGUGCGUCAGCGGUCUUACGGCGCUGCUUACCAAGUACCCAACAAUACAUUUACGCAAAUUUACCCCGCAAAACCAAGAUAUAUUGCAAACCAAAUGAACCAAAAUUUACCAUUGUACAUGGUCUCAGUAAACGGUAUUCAAUCCACAAAGAACGCGCACGUACAUGACGAUAGUUUCACUGCUACAAGCAAAUCCCACACAGAUCUUGAGGCUGCGAUUAAACAUUGUAAACAGAUCGAAGCGGAUAAAGCUGGACAAUAUGAAACCUUUCCUGUUGAGAAUCCAUUAUUUACCCACCAAUAUCCUCAUGUUACCAAAGACAACGGGGUGUCGUCUCCAGAAGAAAUGUUUAUAAUAAAAAACAAGCCGAUAAUUUAUCAACUGAGGGAACAAGUACAAUCACUCAAACAAGAAAUGGGCGAACUGCGAGGCAAAACGUUCAACUUCAAGAAAGAAAUAUCUCAAAUGUUUCAACAACUGCUUCAGCUCAACCAGUUGAUCAACAGACGAAGUUACAUUCAACGUGAUGACGUCAUGUACAGGGAAACCAUGGUAACCAAACAAACACUGAACACAGCAUGUGCGACGAAAUUGAAAGAUAAUGACACCGACUGUGAAAAACAAAACAUUCAAUUUGUUAAUAGUUUAAACGAUAAUCAAUGUGGGGAUGAAAAGAUGAAAGAAGAGGGAGCGUCCAGGUUGGAAAGUUUGGUUGAGGAUGAAAUUCCGUUAAAUGUUGGCUCGAGUAAAGUGACAUGUAAAGAAGAAGUUGAAAGAGGGGGUGUAUUUACUUCUUCCGCCGGUACCAAAUAUAUGUGUAAUGGGACAGGCCGCACAGUGGCACUCUUAGCUGAUCGAAAGAAGAAAAUAACGAUAUUGAAUCGGAACGACAACCUUCGCAUCCUACCAAUCCUUAGCGAGUCUAACGCGGCGCUCCACACAAGCGAAUGCAGCAUCGAUUCAGGUUACCAAGAUUCUUCCAUGACGUCACCGCGAGAUCGACGCGAACAAACAUCAUUAGUUGUCACGCCAGCUUCACCAUUAUGCGAAUCAUUGAUCGAAGAAAAUGAAACUGUUACCUAUAUUUCACAGCGUAUUGAUGAUUCAACAACCAAUACCGAAACUUUGUCACGCGAUGAUUGUUUUGCGAUGGAAGACAGAGGAAAAAGUUCAAAAACAGAAGUAGUGUUUGAAGCGAACUCUUCGUUACAGCCAAGCGGACAAACUUACCUCAACACGACGUGUAUAAACUUACGACCGGUCACGGUUGAUUCUAAACCGAAACCACGUGCUCCGAGAAAAAUAGUCAAGUCAAACGAUAUUGAGGUCCGACCUGUCCCUAAACAUCGAACUGUAUUUGUUAAAAUUGACGAACAUCCUGUUUCGACAUAUGACGUCACAACUACUAGAAAGAAACAAGUGACAGAAUAUUCACAAAGUGUUUUUUGUAACGAUGGCGGAUUGGAUACACAAAACAAUUCUCCCCAAUGCCAAAAAGCAGAUGAGACAUUAGACACUUCAGUUUCGUCUAGCGAAGGAAUGAGUACAAAUUCGCCAUGUGUACAAAGGAGAGUUAAACUUGGGGUCAGCGCAAUAUCGAAACCCUGUGGAAAUCUCGCUCUACAAGAACGAAUUUCUAUCAAAGAAGGGAAGUCUCGUAAAGCUGCUCAGGCAAAACAAGAGCUUCGACAAAAAUUUGCUGCAGUGUUCGAGAAAUCGAAUAUCGAAAGCGGUGCCAUGGAGCCAAAGGUAGCGGAGAAUGAAGCAUCUAUUGUAAGAAGACGGUCCAUGAGGAUGAUGACAGAAUUUCAAAUCUUUGAUUUCAAUGAAAUUGUUUCAAACCCUGAUUCGGAAAAAAAAAUUAGUAACGACGUCAUUUCUCAGUUGCAUUACUCUAACGUAUCACUCGACACAUCUAUCGGUGAUUUAUCAGCAAAUAAAACUGAUCAACUGCAGCAGAAUGCCAACCAUGCACGUGUACAUUCUCCAACUUUACGGAGUAUGACGCCACUUCAGCAAACCCUCUGCUCUCUUACGCCACCUCCUGUCACUUUACCAUCGACAGAGGCAAAAUGUCCUUCAGUGAGUGGAUCUCUAGCAAGUUUGAUGUGUGAGGUUCACCCCAUACCACAGCCUUCACCACAACGGGCACAAUCAGUGUUUAACGCUCUUGUACUUCGUCCCAAACCUGCAUUUCCUGGUGUAUCUUGUGAUGCAGCCACAAAUAACUCACCCAUACCUUCUUUGGGUGGUCAGCUUAUAACACCAAGUGGAAGAUCUGCAUUCACACCAGUGGCCCCCAGUCCCCACAUGCUCACCCAACCUGCCCCUCUUAAAAACAUUGAAAUAUCAACCGGACCCACUAACCAACCACUAAUUGAUGACACAAAACGACGAGUUUCCCUUCCCACAAGCAUUGUUUCCAACAAACGGAACGAACUUCCACACACACGAAGUCGCGAUGACUUGGUUCACUCAUCACCAACCGAGCACAACGUUUUCUUUCAUCGCGGUUACUCUCUCAGAGUGCCGAAGAAAGGAGUGGUACAAACCCCUACCCGUCUAGGGAAACCACCCAUUACAUCAGAACCGACUGGAAACGUGGCGGACAUGCCCCAACAAACAUCUGAGACAAUUAAGUCACCGUCCGUCGCCAAACACAAUUCAAUCAAAGUCGUUAGACAAGAAAUAGAAGCAAGACAGUCGACAGUAGCACAGAAAAAAUCGAUACGGAAAAAGAAAAGUGUAACUAAUACACCUAUGAGUACAAAACCAAAAGCAGUUGAAAGAAGCCAACCAAUCCAACAGUCUAUACAUCAAUCAAAACAACUGACAUCUAAAAAAGCACCACAGCAUCACGUGACACGUGCCAAAGAAGACAAACAUGUUUAUGAAACUGUAAAGAAACACCCGGAACCAGCUGCUGAGAAACGAGAAUUGCAACGCCAGCAAGUAGACGCUAAUUCUAGGUUUAUGCGACCACAAGACAGGGCUGCCAAGUCUGGAGGCAAAAAAUCAACUGUUGCUUUAUUAAGAGCGAGCAUUAUGGGCAGAAAAGCAAAUAUAACAAAUGAGAAAAAAUGCCAAGAAUCAUCAGAGGCGAUUUCCUCGAAUGCUACGAAACAGAAAAGUUUUGUGACCGAAGUAAAAUCGAAUGCCUCGAAUUCAUUUAAAAAAUCAAGGGAAGAAACGAACAAACGUGCUGGUAUGAUGAAAAAAAGUUCCAGGCAGUUUGCCGGCAAGCAACAAGUAACAGGAAAAGUGACAACGAGAGUGAACCAGUGUGAAAGUAAGAGAAUGGAUGCUGAUAGUGAGGUAAUGGACAAAUUCUUAGACGCCGCUGUCGCGUCACAUAUAGUGAGGUCACCAUUGCAAAAACUCCGAUCCUCGUUUCGAACUCCGAGAAACAAAAACAAACUUAUGCAGAUGUCAAGGGUCAAAGACGACAUGGAAAUAUCAAAGUAUGGCCCGCUUGGUGUCGUUAAUGGUAAAUUAGUAAAUCGACAAGAACAGUUUACAUAUGUUUGAUCGAAAGCUGUUUUUUUGGAAAGCGACUAACAAUCAUAAAACGAUAAUGGUUUAGAAAUAUUAAUAUUUUGUUACAGCACGUCCAAUUAAAGCGCACAUUUGUUAGGACUGUUUUGUGUGAAAUGCUCAUGACAUUCAAUGUUUGUAUCUAACAAUCUUGGUGCAUUUUGGGUCUAAAUUAAAAUAAAACAACUUGAAACAUUA
Molecule: messenger RNA, 4101 nt
Organism: Ciona intestinalis (vase tunicate)
Lineage: Eukaryota; Metazoa; Chordata; Ascidiacea; Phlebobranchia; Cionidae
Source: RefSeq, a predicted model, not a curated record